AUGCUGAGAGGAGAGAAAGUGGACGAUGAUGUAUCACUCUUGGCUCGUGUCUAUGCCACAAUCGUUUCUCAUGAUGGCCGAGCCAUUACCAUUGAUGGCCAUCGCCGAGUUCUCCUUUCUGGUUCAAUCCAUUAUCCUAGAAGCACUCCUGAGAUGUGGCCGAAUCUUAUAAAAAAAGGUAAAGAAGGAGGUCUUGAUGCGAUCGAAACAUAUGUCUUCUGGAAUGCGCAUGAGCCUACUCGCCGUCAAUAUGACUUUUCUGGAAAGUUAGAUCUUAUACGAUUCCUGAAAACCAUUCAAGAUGAAGGAUUGUAUGGUGUUCUUCGCAUAGGACCGUAUGCAUGUGCUGAGUGGAAUUAUGGAGGAUUCCCAGUGUGGCUGCGCAACAUGCCUGGAAUGGUGUUUAGAACUACAAAUAAAGCAUUUAUGGAUGAGAUGCAAAACUUCACAACUAUGAUAGUAGACAUGGUCAAGAAAGAAAAUUUAUUUGCAUCACAAGGAGGCCCAAUAAUUCUUGCUCAGAUAGAAAAUGAGUAUGGAAAUGUAAUGGGACCCUAUGGAGAAUCAGGUAAAGAAUACAUUAAGUGGUGUGCAAACAUGGCUCAGUCUCUUGAUGUUGGUGUUCCAUGGAUAAUGUGUCAACGAAAUGAUGCUCCUCGGCCUAUGGUAAUAAAAUCAAUGUAGUUAUAAUGAAUAACUAGAUUUUGACCCGCGCUUUCAAAGCGCGGGUUUAUUUUUGUUUUUUUUUUCAAUUGACAAAUAUUUAGUAAAUGUCACAUUUUGAUAUAUUUGUGUUUUAUUUUAUAAAAGACUUAAAAAUUUUAUUUUUAUUUAUCGUAUUUCAUUUUAAAUGACUAUUUAUGUUAAAAAAAUUAAACUUUAUUUUUUUUAAUGAAU
Brassica rapa (field mustard) is the source of this 897-nucleotide messenger RNA. Its product is annotated as beta-galactosidase 15-like. The record is from RefSeq and is a predicted model, not a curated record. Gene Ontology annotation, molecular function: hydrolase activity, hydrolyzing O-glycosyl compounds. Gene Ontology annotation, biological process: carbohydrate metabolic process. Lineage: Eukaryota; Viridiplantae; Streptophyta; Magnoliopsida; Brassicales; Brassicaceae.